Notothenia coriiceps (black rockcod) is the source of this 1635-nucleotide messenger RNA. RefSeq names its product ral GTPase-activating protein subunit beta-like. Gene Ontology annotation, biological process: activation of GTPase activity; regulation of small GTPase mediated signal transduction. Gene Ontology annotation, molecular function: GTPase activator activity. The transcript has 12 exons. NCBI's taxonomy places the organism in Eukaryota, Metazoa, Chordata, Actinopteri, Perciformes, Nototheniidae. Bases 16 to 1635 code for a protein of 539 amino acids. The record is from RefSeq and is a predicted model, not a curated record.
GGCUGACACUCCCUGAUGACCCAGUUUUCUGUGGUGUCCUCCAGUAUCAUGCAGGUGUUGGGGGCCUUCCCCUCCCCCAGCGGGCCCGCCUCCACCUGCAGCCUGCUGAAUGAAGACACCCUGAUCCGCUACGCCAGACUCAGCGCCACCGGAGCCAGCAACUUCCGCUACUUCGUCCUGGACAACUCGGUCAUCCUCGCCAUGCUGGAGCAACCCCUCGGCAACGAGCAGAACCCGAGUCCAUCAGUGACGGUUCUGAUCCGAGGCACGGCAGGCAGACAUGCCUGGACCAUGCAGCUCUUCCACCAACCCAGAGGAGCUCGGGCCAAUCAGAGGCAGGUGUUUGUUCCAGAGGGCCGUCCAAAACCCAACAACGGUGUGGGCAUCAAGUACAACGUGAAGCAGAGGCCCUUCCCCGAAGAGGUGGAUAAGAUUCCUCUGGUCAAAGCGGACGUCAGUAUUCCUGACUUGGAUGACAUUGUCAGUAAAGAGCUGGAACUGCAACAUGACAAGCUCCGGGCUCUUAUGACAAAGCAGAUGGAGUACGAGAACUCCCUGGAGCGACACGGCGAGGAGAUCUGGAAGUCCAAGCCUUACCCCGACCCUCAGACGGAAUGCAAACCCCCGUACCCCGCGCAGGAGUUCCAAACAGCUCGCCUCUUCCUCUCACACUUCGGCUUUCUGUCCCUGGAGGCGCUCAAGGAGCCCAACAACAGUCGUCUACCUCCUCAUCUGAUUGGCCUGGAGUCUUCGUUGCCUGGGUUUUUUGAUGACAUAAGCUACCUAGACCUGCUUCCAUGCCGACCGUUUGACACCGUCUUUAUUUUCUAUGUGAGGGCUGGACAGAAAAGCUGCCCGGAGAUCCUAAAGAAUGUGGAGUCGUCGUCCAGCGUCCAGCCCCACUUCUUGGAGUUCCUGCUGUCCUUGGGCUGGCCUGUGGACGUGGGACGCCACCCUGGCUGGACGGGACACCUGGACACCAGCUGGUCCCUGAACUCCUGCUCCGACAGCACUGAUUUCCAACAAACGGAGGACGCAGCUACUCCCGAGGACACAGGAGGCUCCAUGUUCAACGGGGAGAAGAAAGUUUUGUACUAUGCUGAUGCUCUGACAGAGAUUGCCUUCGUUGUUCCUUCGUUAUCGGAAAGUUCUGAGGAGUCGUCGGUGCACAGCGACUCCACCGUGGAGGCGGACACUAAUGCAGACAUUGUGCCCGGGUCACUCAAACAACCCAAUCUCACACUGGAGCUGUUCCCCAACCAUUCAGAAAACCUGGAGUCUGCCAAAAAGCUGAGUCCUUUGGUGAAGUCGAAGAGGUCGUCCACUGGAAAGUCUUUCCCACCUCUGGGUCCCGAGACCAAGGUGUUUGUGGUCUGGGUGGAGCGCUUUGAUGAUAUCGAGAACUUCCCUCUGUCUGACCUCUUGGCGGAAACCAGCACGGGCUUGGAGGGGAGCAUGAGCAACAGCACUUCCUGCAGGUCAGGGUUACUGGAAAAGGACGUUCCUCUGAUCUUCAUCCAACCUCUGAAGACGGGACUCUUCAGGAUGCGGCUGCAUGGAGCUGUGGGUAAAUUCGGCAUGGUGAUUCCCCUGGUGGACGGCAUGGUGGUCAGCCGCAGAGCACUAGAUGUGUGA